UUUUGUUUUAAAUGAAUAUUGAAUAUGCGCGUUAGUUGUAGUAUUUGUAACACAACUUGGGCUGCGGAAAAUAUUAAAAUGUACCAUGUACCAAAAAAGCGACAUAAGCGAGAACUUUGGAACAUUGCCUGUGGGAUGUUAUUAAAAGAUACCUCGCGCAUAUGUGAAAAGCAUUUUCGUAAAGAUGAUUUUAAGCAAAAUGCGGGUCGAAAACGCCUUAAACCAGCUGUAGUUCCAACCCUCAACUUGGAUCGAGUUUCAAUCGGGAAACCAGGCAUAGCACCAAAAAGACUAACAAGUGAUUGUACAACAACAUUGGACACUAAGAAGUUGCACCACAAAGAAACGGAGGAUUUAAUUGAUUUUAUAAAUGAAGAGCAAUUUGACAAUAAAAUUUUAUACGACAAUAUUGAGAAGUUACUAGACAAAGAUGAUGACAGUUACCUGUGUGGAAUGAUUAAAGCUACUAAAAACAAUGAAGUUUACUCAAUAUAUUGUUAUAAAUGUUCUAAUGUGUUUUCUUUAGAGAAUUGGGAAAAAUUUGCAAACCACGUUAGAGAUCAACAUCGUAACCGCACCAAUUCUAUUACAGAAAUUAUUGUUGAAGAAAAAUUAGAAACUAGUCAUAGCGAUGUGUACGUAGCAGAUGAAAGACAUGAACUUGGUAUAGAAGCAAUUAUAAAUCAUGAGAUAAAUCUUAAUUAUACAUUUGAAGAAAAUGAGUGUGAGCAGUAUUUAGAAAAUUUUUCCGAAGAAUCCUCCAAUGAAGGUAUUGAACGAGAAGAAGAAUUGUCAAUCUUGAAACCCACGAACCAAAUACUCUUUACAACAACGGACAAACACAUUGUGCUGGAUUUUUUAGAUAUGCUCAAAAGUUUUCCUGCAUUAUGGUUAGCACGUCAUAAUUCAAAAACAGCAUACGACCUAGCAGUUGACGCAUUGACUGCAGCGCUAAACAAAAAAUGGCAGUUAACAAUGUCGACACAAUCAAUGCAUAAAAGUUUAUGUCGCAUAAGAAAAUGGUAUCGUAGGACAUGUUGCACAGCUAAUAAAAACACUAUUCAUAAAAAAUAUCAAGAAUACUUUGAGAAAUGCUCUGAAUUUCUACCAAAUGAUGAAAAUGAAAUUGCUGUAUCUAGGCGCUUAUGUGAUAUUUGCGAACGCUGCUUUAGAGAUGAAAAUCAAUUGCAAUUGCAUCAAACUAGAAGUCACAAAUUAAGCGAUUUCCCAUACAGAUGUUCUGACUGCAGUUGGCGUUUCUUGAAUGUGGAAAAGUUGAAUGCGCAUAACUGUGUAAGUAAAUCGAUAUAUGUGGAAUCCGACAGUCAACAUGAAGUUUGUGAAAUUUGCGGAAAACAGUUUCCUACGCUAACGCGGUAUAAAAUGCAUAAAGUGUUACAUGAACCUCCUAAAUACAAGUGUAAUAAUUGCGCAAAAACAUUUUUCCGUAAAUCACAUCUUACUGAACAUAUAAAAGUACACUCCAACGAACGGAACCAUGUUUGCGAGCAAUGUGGUAAAGUGUUUUUACGAAGAAAACAUUUGAUGGAACACCGUAACGGUGUACAUUAUGAAAAAAUUGUGUGUAAAAUAUGUGGUUGUAAGUUUAAUGAUUUCAGUAGUUUACAGGGUCAUAGGAAACGAUUUCACAUAGUUCUUGAAGGCACCUUAGAAGAAUUGGAAAUGAAGACUAAAAUGAAGUAUAAUAAACAUUCGUUCAUUAUAGACGAAAAAACAAAUAAAAAACGUUUAGUGUGCGAUAUAUGCGGAAAUACCUACAGCCGACAUGCUGGUCUUCGUAUACAUAAGAUUAAAGCGCAUAAUUAUGUUCCACCUAGGUUACAUCGCAAACGAGGACAAAAAAUGCAUCAACUGGAAAUGUUAAGUGAUGAUACUGAAAAUAUAUCAAUAGAAGUAAAUUACGAUAGUGUGGUCGAAGAAAUUGAAUUAAAAGAAGAAGAAAUAUGUGAGGAAUAUGGCGCAGAAUUUAUAAUAGAAUGUGAAGAACUAUGAUAGAAUUGGAAUUAAUUACUACAAAGUUAAAUAUAGAUCUAUAUCAAAAGAUAUGGCACUACUGUGGUUAAGAGCAAAAAGUAUUAUAGUAACAAAGAUCAAAAGCAGUUAAAGCUAAAUUUAGCUUUAAUAGAUAUAAAAUUAUUUUAACACAAAUUAAUCGAAAUUGAUUACAUUAUAAUCAAAGAAGAACGAGAAUUUAAAAAAAAAAAAACGAAAAAUUUUAAUUUUGAAUAAUUUCCUUUAU
This is a messenger RNA of Teleopsis dalmanni, 2260 nucleotides long. RefSeq names its product zinc finger protein 432-like. Gene Ontology annotation, biological process: regulation of DNA-templated transcription. The coding region runs from base 25 to 2013 and encodes 662 amino acids. The transcript is spliced from 5 exons. The record is from RefSeq and is a predicted model, not a curated record. NCBI's taxonomy places the organism in Eukaryota, Metazoa, Arthropoda, Insecta, Diptera, Diopsidae. Gene Ontology annotation, molecular function: RNA polymerase II cis-regulatory region sequence-specific DNA binding; DNA-binding transcription factor activity, RNA polymerase II-specific.